GGUUCAAUCUGGCUGGCACCAUUCCAUCCAAAGGGGAGGAGGACUUCCUCACACUGGCUGCCUCUCGCCUCAGCCACAGGAAGCGUGUCAUCGGGGCCGCUGUGGGCGUGGCCAUGGUCCUGGUGCUUCUGGUCGCCAUCCCCCUGUUGGUCCACACCACGAAAGGGGGUGGCACCGGGGGUGCUGCGGGGAACCACUACGAGAUGCUGGGGAGCUGCAGGAUGGUGUGUGACCCCUACACCCCCCCUCAGGGCAGCCAGGAGCUGGCCGCCGUGUCACCGGCACCCCCAGAUUUUACCGGGAGGCGUGGGAAAUCGGGGUACAGGGGAGCACCAGGGCUACCCGGCCCACCCGGCCCCCGAGGACCCCCUGGAGAGCCAGGGAAACCAGGUCCCCCGGGGCCUCCUGGGCCUGGGCCGGGGGGAUACGUCCCCUCCUUCUACAGCCCCAAGAUCGCCUUCUUUGCCGGCCUGCGCAAGCAGCACGAGGGCAGCGAGGUGCUCAAGUUCGACGACGUCGUCACCAACGUGGGCAACUACUACGAGCCCAGCACCGGCAAGUUCACCUGUCCUCUGCCCGGCAUUUACUACUUCACCUACCAUGUGCUGAUGAAGGGCGGGGACGGCACCAGCAUGUGGGCGGACCUGAAGAAGAACGGCCAGGUCCGGGCUAGUGCCAUUGCCCAGGAUGCCGACCAGAACUACGACUAUGCCUCCAACAGCGUGAUCCUGCACCUGGAUGUGGGGGACGAGGUGUGCGUGCAGCUGGAUGGUGGAAAGGUCCACGGGGGCAACACCAACAAAUACAGCACCUUCUCUGGCUUUCUCAUCUACCCUGACUGACCCCACCACCCCCUGACCAUAGCCUCACCCCCUAUACUGUCACACCCCUUUUUCUGGCCCUGACUCCACCCCCAAACACACCUCCACUCACUGAGACUGCUGGAAAGAGGAGGAGCUACAAGCAUACAGGUUACACAAAAUGACUUUUUUUUUUUUUAAUGUUAAUUAACUGGAGGCUGGGAAAUAAGUGGAAUGUAUUUUUUAAAAAAGAGAGAAAAAGAGGUAUAAUGUGGGUGGGUUUUAUUAAAUGGAACCACUGCAGAGAUUGGAGAAAGCCUGGGCUAAACUGGAUUGUAAACAUUAAGGAGUUGUUUACAAGGCAUGUUAUGUGAGAUAUUGACAAACCAUUAACUCCAUAAACCAAAUUCAUUCAUUGACCUCUGAUGUGUGUAUGUGUUUACUUAUGAGGAUGUACAUACCCACCACUCCCCCCGUCACCCAUGUACACACACAAGCGCACACACUCCCACAGACAGACUUACAAACACACACACACACACACACACACACACACACACACACACACACACACACACACACACACACACACACACACAUUUCUGGAGUGUUAACAUGUCUCCUGUCAUCAUUUUAUUGAGAAACAGACAGAUGUUUACACGGGUUAGCAUUAAAACACACGACCUUCUCCAGUGUCAGUCAGCUGACAAACGCACUACAGCUUUCUAUAGGCUACUAUAUAUUUGAAGAGCAAACUGCAAAUUGUGUGGUCAGGUAGUAUGCAUAACCGUGGAGCUGCAGGUCAGAAGAACAUUGUAAAGGUGAUUAGAUGUUUCAGAACUACUUGUGAAAUAUGUGUUUGCGUCAGCGUGGACUUCGAUAAUUUUUAAAUGUGGAGUUAGGGAAAGGAAAACUCAUGAAAGUGACGUUAUUUCUACACGACCUAAAAUGGGAGCUACUGCGUCGCGCGGCGGAGACAGGAUAUGACUGUAUAAAAAUGCGCGCGCACACCGCGGGUUCUGAUGAUUAAUUUAAGUCCCCUUGCACAAUUCGUUUGACUUAAAGUGACCGCUCUGACUGUCUGCGCGAAAUUGGAAAUCCGGCCUGAACACGUAUAUUUACAAGGCACAGUAAUCGAAGGCGCGAUGGCUCACCGCGGAGUCUGUGCGCUCCGACAUGGAUUUCCAAUAUUUCCAAAGACACCACGAAAGGGAAAAAAUCAUAUAUUGAUUUAACCUGUUAAUACACCCACCACUUUGAGCAGAGUCCAGUAUGCAAUUUUUAAACUAAGCGUCACAUUCUUUUUAGUGAAUGCUGGUGUGAGCUAAAGACGAGUGGUUGACUAAAUAUAUUCAAUGAUGAUAGUGCUUCUUUUUCAGUAGAUUUUUGAGAAGUCGUUAUAGGCACCGUCCUUUAAUAUUAAAGACCUGCAGUAAAUCAAUAUUAAUGCUUUAAUACUGCCAACGAAAAAAUUUUCAAUUGAGAUGAACACUCUUACUUAAAGGCUGAAUUUGGCACUGCAUAUGAUUAUUACUACUGGUAUUAGUCUCACACCGUUCAGAGACCAAUCAGUUAGGAAACCUAUCUGCAAAUGCAUUUUUGGGUAUGUAAUAUAUAUUUAUACAUUAGUGCGAGAUUGUGUGAUAAUUUUGAGAAUUUUAAGUUUUACAUUUACUUUGCAUUUAAAAAGAUUGAUAUCACACAUCACAAUAUGGAAGACUAGCAUAUCAUUUUUUAAAUGUGCAAACUGGCUGGAUACAAU
Molecule: messenger RNA, 2562 nt
Organism: Anguilla rostrata (American eel)
Lineage: Eukaryota; Metazoa; Chordata; Actinopteri; Anguilliformes; Anguillidae
Gene: c1ql4a
Product: complement component 1, q subcomponent-like 4
Exons: 2
Coding region: 114-842 (242 amino acids)
Molecular function (GO): protein binding
Source: RefSeq, a predicted model, not a curated record